Vicia villosa (hairy vetch) is the source of this 1877-nucleotide messenger RNA. Its product is annotated as sphingosine kinase 1-like. The transcript has 10 exons. Gene Ontology annotation, biological process: sphingosine biosynthetic process. The record is from RefSeq and is a predicted model, not a curated record. Lineage: Eukaryota; Viridiplantae; Streptophyta; Magnoliopsida; Fabales; Fabaceae. Gene Ontology annotation, molecular function: kinase activity. Bases 192 to 1661 code for a protein of 489 amino acids. Gene Ontology annotation, cellular component: membrane; cytoplasm; intracellular membrane-bounded organelle.
UCUAAGUUUAGUGCUUUCUUUCUUCACCAUUGAAUCAAUUUUUAUCCAUAAUCCACAAAAUAAUUAUUAUUUUCGUUAAUUUCUAAUUAUUUCCUUAACGCGAAACCGGAUUUCACGGACGGUUUGUUUACCGAACCGGGUCUCCGUCUGAGAUUGGUGGGGUCCACCCGACCUGAAUCCCUUAGCCGGAGAUGGAUCUACCUGCUCACCAGCGUCCUUUAUUUUCGGACCGAGUAACCGUCAACGGCACCGUCACGCCGCUCGCUCUUCUCGCCGACGGUAGGCUCUGGUGGUCGGAAGGGAUCCAACGCUGCCUCUCCGUCGAAAAAGAGGUCCUCGGAUUUGUUGCCAGUGGACCCUACAUCAAACUCAAGACGCUCGUGGAGGCUCGCGACGGUUGCUGCACCGCCGGUGCCGCGGGCAGACUUGUGCCGAAUGAUGUUGUUUUUAAACCCUCGUCGGAUGAAACUCAUAGGCUCUGGUGUCAGAAGCUUCGCGAAUUUAUUGAUUCUCUUGGUCGACCUAAGAGGUUGCUUGUUUUUGUGAAUCCGUUUGGUGGGAAGAAAUCUGCUGUGAAGAUUUUUGCUGAACAAGUUAAACCUCUUUUUGAAGAUGCUCAAAUUCAACUCACUAUUCAAGAAACCAAACAUCAGCUACAUGCCAAGGAGAUUGCUUGUUCGCUUGAUAUUAAGAAGUACGAUGGGAUUGUUUGUGUUAGCGGAGAUGGGAUCUUGGUUGAGGUUGUAAAUGGGCUUCUUCAAAGAGAGGAUUGGAAUACAGCAAUAAAGAUGCCCCUUGGAGUAGUUCCUGCAGGUACGGGAAAUGGCAUGGCAAAAUCUCUGCUUGAUUCAGUUGGCGAUCCUUGUGCAAUAUCCAAUGCCGUUCUUGCCAUUAUACGAGGCCAUAAGCGACAGCUUGAUGUGGCUACCAUCACACAAGGAGAAACCAGAUUUUUCAGUAUACUAAUGCUUGCAUGGGGUCUAAUUGCUGAUAUUGACAUCGAGUCUGAAAAGUAUCGGUGGAUGGGAAGUGCCCGUUUGGAUUUUUAUGCUCUCUGUCGAUUAUUCAAUUUGAGGCAAUACAAUGGACGUGUUUCGUUUGUGCCUGCACCUGGGUUUGAGUCUUAUGGGGAGUCUACCAGUUACCCUGCCGAAUCCACUAUCAAAGGCAACAGUAGUGAUCCAAGUGAAGGGGCACAUGUUAAUUUGCAAACACUUCAUUAUCAAGGACCCGAAAUAAACUUGGAAAAUAUGAAUUGGAGAGUAAUAAACGGACCCUUUAUUAGUGUCUGGCUUCACAAUGUACCUUGGGGCGCUGAAGACACAAUGGCAGCUCCUGAUGCAAAGUUCUCUGAUGGUUAUCUGGACCUGAUCAUUACGAAGAAUUGCCCAAAGUUACAUUUGUUGUCAAUGUUGUCAGGGUUAAGUAAUGGAGAACAUGUGAAAUCUCCGUAUGUCACGUACCUGAAGGUGAAAGCUUUCAGUUUGGAACCUGGUUCACGCACCAAGGACCAAGAGAAGGAAGGGAUUAUAGAUUCCGAUGGCGAGGUUUUGGCAAGAGGGAAAGGAACCUACAAGUGUGAGCAGAAGGCUUUGAUGGCCUAUGAUAAAUUGCAGAUAACAGUGGAUAGAGGCUUAGCUACACUUUUUACCCCUUUAUAAUAUUAUUGGUUUAUUUAUUUUCGUGGGCACAUUCCACUCCAUGCAAUACCGUUACCGUUCACAUGGUGGUAUGAACAUAACCUUCCAAAUGUUAUGUUCAUUAUAUACAUAUCUUGUACAACAUCAAAUGUAUUGUAUAGCAAGUUUCCUUUGUAACAUGAAUUUGGCGGGGGUUAAAUUUUUUGAUUAUUAAUAAGGAAAUGAUUUUAUCACUCU